GAAUUUGAGCGCACUCUGGCACUCCAGAUUGAAUUUACGAACACCCCUAGCAACAGUAACUAGAUGCAAAUUGGUUUACUUUGAACACUUAUAAGCUUUGUUGAUGACAAGUUGGCGAAUGCUUGCUAGCUAUCAAAGUGUAGGCUAUGCGAAGUUGGCUUGUGAAUUAUUGCUCAAAUCUAAAUAAAUAAAAAAAAUACUUAUUUUUACAGCCCUUCUAAAAAGGAACAAAGGGGUUCUCGCCAUGGUUGCUACAAGCAAACUGAAGAGUAAAAACCUGGAAUGCGUAUCAGAAUUGAUUGGCCGUAGAUACGACCAGGCUUGUAUUGAAAAUGAGCUGGAUUUCUGGGACCACUGUUUGGCUGAGCCCCACCUGAACGUGGAGUUGUCUGAGGACAGGACGUGCCAGCAGUUGGCCAAGAUGUUUGAGAACUGCUUGUCACAGGCCAAGAAGACCACGAUGCGUUGCUCUAAGGUGCUGGUCCCUGAGAAGCUGACUCUGAGGAUAGCGCGCGACGUACUGCGCCUGUCGUCGGGCGAGCCGUGCGGCCUACGAGGCUGUGUACUCUACGUGCACCUGGAGCAGGAACAGUGCUGUAAGCAGCUGGAGCGCAUCGUGUACAACGCAGACGUGGUGCCCACCUUUGAGCUGACGCUGGUGUUCAAGCAGGACUGUAGCGCCUGGCCCAGUCUCAGGGACUUCCUGCACAUUGGUGCCUGUUUCACUCCAGGCUUCAGGCAUGCGCUCAAACUCAGCCCUGGCUUCCGGCUCAUCAAGAAGAAGCUCUACUCCUCCUUGGCUGGUACCGUGGUAGAGGAGUACUGAGAAGGGGGAAUUGAGGAAGGUGGGUCACCAUGGUUCAGUCGGCUGUCCUUGGGGUGGCAUGUACAGUGCUUUUCUACACUUGAGUAUCUGAAUGUUAAGAUCACUCCCGGGGGGGUCUUAUUUUCUACAUGUUUUUGUAUGAAUAGUUUGUCAUGUGAAUGAGUAGUGUUGUACAAAGGUUGUUGUCCAGCUUGUCUGUUCCAAUGUCCAGGAUUGUACAACUGAUUAUUAAAAAUGGAUGGACAAGGCUUGGUUACUGUAAUAGAUUGUCUAAUGCCUAAACAAGAUUAGUGUAAUUUGACUUCACAAUAUUUGAACAUACUUUGCCAAUCUGUUUUUCCAGAUUUGUCCACUGCUGUGCAGCGAAGUAAACCCACCUAGAGGCUAUAGGAACAGGACUUGGAAAAGUUCAGGGGGGCCAUAAUGUGGGUGUUCAAUGCUGAAUUGAGGGUAUGUGAAUGGUAUGGGUUUGUUAGUGAGCCAUUGAAUGUUUGUCCUUGUGAACAUGCUGCUCAAUGAUGGGCUCCAACCUUGACGGAUGCCUUAAACUGCCAUUUAGAUAAUGUUGAAGAAAAAUCGAAAUGUUCGUUUUUUUUUCUUGCACUUGUUAGAUCCUAGCUCCAUGGGGUUCUUCAGGGCUUUUUCUUUUUGUACCUUUCUCAAUUGAUGGCUGUUUAAGCAACUGAGGAUUUUUUUGUUUUGUUGAGAUUCCUGUUAAAGGGCAAUCUUGUCUUUUUGACAAUAAAACUUUUUAAACCUA
Molecule: messenger RNA, 1586 nt
Organism: Salmo salar (Atlantic salmon)
Lineage: Eukaryota; Metazoa; Chordata; Actinopteri; Salmoniformes; Salmonidae
Source: RefSeq, a predicted model, not a curated record